This is a messenger RNA of Blepharisma stoltei, 2403 nucleotides long. The record is from the annotation of a GenBank genome assembly. NCBI's taxonomy places the organism in Eukaryota, Ciliophora, Heterotrichea, Heterotrichida, Blepharismidae.
AUGGAAAAUGAUAGCUUGCUCAAACGAAUUUGUAAUAUUGAUCAAAGUACUCUUUCCGGAGCUUAUCAAAAGCUUUGCCUUUCAGAUAAAUAUGCUCCAGAUAUAUCGUAUAUUGAUUUUUCAGCACUAAGGCCUCUUAUAAGUGCAAAUAAAUCUGAAAAGAAAUUCUCAGUACCGCCUUUCCAAAAUCCUAUGUUUUUAAAAAGCACACUCCUCUCUUUGCUAGCGAACAAAGCAUUGAAAAAUCAUUUUUUUUGAUAAAAACCUGUCCUCUGUGAGCGGUCAAAAAAUAUAUUUUUACGAAACACUAUUUUGUAUAAAGUGAUAAUUAGUAUAAUGAAACAUCUAACUAAUUCUUUUUAAUUUCAACAGCUUGAAUUUUAUUUAAAAAUAAAUUUUACAAAUUAUUAAUAUAUGCUUCUAAUUUCCGAAUUAAGAUUUUGUUAAAUUUCGAUAAGAUUUACAAUAAAAUUUAUAUGAGUAGGGGGUUAGUAAAAAUUCAAGAACCACCUAAAGAAAAUAUUAAAAAUGCACAAAAUAUGAUUAUAAAUAAUGCACUAAAGCCAAGACAAGAACUAUUAGUGAAGCAAGAACAAAGGAGUAAUCAAAAACCUCUAGCACAGCAGCCCACGAAAACUAAAAUAGACUGUAACUGAAAUCCAAUUGGAUAUAGAUAUAAAAGAAAAAAAGAAGCUGAUCCUGAAGAAGAUGAAGAAAAGCCUGGCUUUAUGACUGCAAAAGAUUUUUAUAAAACCAAUCAAUUUUCAAAUCAACAAGCCCACCCUAAAUUUUCUAAUUCUCCAGAGCAGCCAGAGCCUCAGCAGCGAUUUCGAUCAACUGGACUAGUAAAACCUUUUGCAUGCCCUUUAAAAACAGGCAAUAAUAGCAAUAAUAAUCAAGCAAAGCCUCAAGAAGAGUCAAAUAAACUUACAGGUAUUGAAGAUAAGCUUAUAGAAAUUAUUGAAAGUGAAAUUAUUUCAAGGGAUCCAGGAGUAAAAUGAAACGAUAUUGCUGGCUUACAAUUCGCUAAAAAAGCAGUUCAUGAAGCCAUUGUUUGACCUCUACAAAGGCCUGAUCUCUUCAAAGGGCUAAGAGCACCUCCAAAAGGGCUUUUAUUAUUUGGGCCUCCUGGGACAGGGAAAACUAUGAUAGGGAAAGCUAUUGCAAGCGAAGCAAAUGCGACCUUCUUCAGCAUUUCAGCAAGCUCAAUUACAUCUAAAUGGGUAGGAGAAGGAGAAAAGCUGGUAAAAGUGUUAUUUUCAUUAGCAGUUAAAUAUCAACCUACUGUGAUUUUUAUUGAUGAAAUUGAUUCUUUGCUAAGUGCAAGGAAUGACUCUGAGCAAGAAGGCAGCAGGAAAAUUAAGACUGAGUUUUUAGUACAAAUUGAUGGUGCUGCAACCAACCCUGAUGAUAGAAUUCUUCUGAUUGGCGCCACAAAUAGACCGAAUGAUUUAGAUGAAGCUGUGAGGAGAAGACUUGCAAAAAGGAUGUACAUUCCCCUUCCUAAUUCUGAAGGAAGAAAGCAGCUAAUUGUGAAUUUAAUGCAAUCAAUUUCUAACUCUCUAUCAGAAUCUGAUAUCAAUGUCGUUGUAGAGAGAUCAAAAGGCUACUCUGGCUCUGAUUUGAAAAAUCUCUGCACAGAAGCUUCAAUGAAUCCUUUACGUUCCCUUACUGAUAUAAUGAAUAUUGAUGCAACAAUUAUUCCUCCUGUUAGUCUUCACGACUUUGAGUUUGCAUUAACUAUAGUAAAGCCAUCUGUUUCACAAAAAGAUAUCACAUUUUUGCUGGAUUGGAAUCAACAUUAACAUUAACAUUAACUAAUAUUAUAGAGAGGCCCGUCCUAAUAGCUAGGGUUUCCCCUGCUCUACCUUCACCAUUCACGCUUCACUCGGUUGCUCACCACCAAUCGACCACGACCUUCAAAGUGUUGCUCCUACCGGACUAGGAUCUGCACUCGCUACCCAUAGUUAGAUGAGUUACAGUACGUCAACAGAGGUUGCCCAUUCCCGAAAAUUUGAAAAAACAAAUUUUCUGGUAGCACUGUCGGCCAAAAUGAAAAUCAAAAGCCUGGGACGCAACGCCCGGUUUCACGCUAGGGAGUUGCCCGAUUGAUUAGGAGGUACAUUCCUGAUGCCGUUGAGCUUCCCCUUUCCAACCUUGGAAACCAUUUCCUCUGAGGAAAAAACCUUGGUGUCAGAAUGAGCUGCGUUCGGCCUAGUCCGACGCUGCGCUCUACUGUACCAAGGAAAAACCUGGCCGGACAUAAACCCGAGCGCCUAUUUCCCUUCCACGGCUGCGGGUGUUGAGAAAAAGGGCUGGUUCGCCGUCGCCAUUUUAAUGUAUAUGGAUUGGAAUGAGCAGUUUGGUAGUUUUCAGUUCAAUAUGGAAGAGCUAGAUACUUAA